CUCUUGGCCCCCUUCCCCCACUCAGCUGAUUCCAACAAUCACACUGAAGUCCCAGAAAUUUCGCAGUGUGCAAAGAAGUUUGCCACUUUACCAAAAUGCCCUCGGUCGGAACCGCCAUCCACAUGACGGCCCUGGACGGCAUCGUCACCGUGAACUCCCUCUUCACCCUCGCCGUCUUCAUCGGCCUUACAUGGGACCCCAAUGACCCCACCAACACCCUCAUCGAGCCAGAAGACUCCGCCGACUGCAGCCCCGGCCCCUCCGUCGCCGAGGACCUCGUGGCCUUCCACGUGUACUCCUUCUCCUCCUUCCUCUUCUCCAGCCUCGUCGCCCUCGCCCUCAAGCAGGGGAUCCGCCUCACCCGGACCCCCUCCUACCACCCCGCCGAGAUUCUCGCCCGCGUCAACAGCACCCUCCUCCGCGCCGGGAUGCUCGUCUCCGGUGUCGGCUCCGUCUCCGGCUGCGUCUUCCUCAUGCUCGCCUUGGUCAACGUCGUCCAGAUCAAGCUCGGCACUCCCGCCUGCGGGAGCUACCACACUCUCGCCGCCAUCGUUCCUCUCGUCAUCUUCGUCCCCGUGGGCCUCGUCAUCUAUGUCGUCACUGUUGUCUAUGCUUUCACUCGAUGAGGAAAUUGAAUUUUGGUUUUCGUUUGUUCAUGGUUUUGUUGACUAAGUUAGAUAUAUAUGUGAUGAGUGGUGUAUCAAUGAAGAUUUUAUUUUGAUUAAUGGAAUAAUGUUAGGAUGA
This is a messenger RNA of Rosa rugosa (rugosa rose), 744 nucleotides long. RefSeq lists its product as uncharacterized. The record is from RefSeq and is a predicted model, not a curated record. The coding region runs from base 96 to 626 and encodes 176 amino acids. NCBI's taxonomy places the organism in Eukaryota, Viridiplantae, Streptophyta, Magnoliopsida, Rosales, Rosaceae. The transcript has a single exon.